This is a messenger RNA of Parascedosporium putredinis, 558 nucleotides long. The record is from the annotation of a GenBank genome assembly. Lineage: Eukaryota; Fungi; Ascomycota; Sordariomycetes; Microascales; Microascaceae.
AUGGCCGCGCCAAAGGUGCUCAUUCUCGGCGGCGUCAAUGGGCAGCUCAAGGCCGCCUUUGGAAAAAUAGCAGCUCUCCAAACCAAGAACAACUUUUCCCUUUUGCUCAUUACGGGCAAUUUGUUCGGCGAAGACGACGACGACGAUGUGACGGCUCUUCUCAACGGCGAGAUCAGUGUCGCCCUGCCGACCUAUUUUACAGUGGGCACGACCGCGCUACCGCCGCGAAUAUGUCAAAAGGUCGAAGCGGACGAAGAAAUAUGCGAGAAUCUUCAUUUCCUGGGGAAACGGAGCGUGACGAAAACCUCGGAAGGCGUUCGCAUCGUUGCCCUGGGCGGGGUACUCGACGAAACGAUUGUUGCCGGGCUCUCCACCGAACAACACCUUCCCCUUCACACAGCGCAAGAUGCCACGAGCUUGAAGGGAGCUCAGUCCGCAGAUAUCCUCCUGACCACGAUGUGGCCCCAGGGAAUCAUGAAGGGAACCAAGGUACCGCUAGGGACAGGCCACGCCCCGGACGAGGAUCCAGGGAGAUUGCUGCGCUUUGCACAGCACUGA